AUGAAGUAUUACCACGGAAGGAGCAUAUUGGAUUCUUUGAAUGGAUUCGCCCUUUUUGGAAAUGAAUGCUCUUUAGGCUUGCGUCUACUUGACCUUGGGUAUUCUUUUACUGCCCACGCCCCUUUUUCUCUAGCCGACAGGCAGAGUAUUCUGUAUCUGCUUUCCCGAACCGACGAGUCGAUCCAAAUCCCGGAUAUCGUAAGAAUCAUCUUCCGAGGGUCUGAGCAUCAAUUGAGAGAUGCCCUCAAAUCGGGAAAAGCUUCCCCGAGCGACAUAAUAAACGGUGAUUCUUUGAUUGAGUAUGCAUUUGGAUGGCCAAAGGGGAUUCAGAUCUUACUGGAGGCAGGUGCAGCGCGGAGUCCAACGUGCAGUGAUGUGAGCUGUAUCCGUUAUGUUGAAGAAAACGACGAGGAGGAUACUUAUCAUUCAGUUAAGCUUCUCAUUGAGGCUGGAUGCUUAUUCGACUGGUAUGAUAUUUCUAGAUGCGAGCAGAACGGGAGAAGCAGCAAAAUAAAAUUGCUGCUCAUUAAUGAAUUGGCUGCGCGACGCAAAAGACUCUGGCAUUUGGCCCAGUCUUGCUUACCCGCUGGUCAACUUCCGAAAUUGAUUUCCGACGACGAGAACACGGGCACGACUACGAUAUUUGAUAUACACACCGCAGAAAUACACGAUCGAUUAGUAAAACAAGGAGUAUCCAUCGAUCCAUCCCUACGACUUAAUUUCUCCGAGAUAUGGUACAAAUCUGUUUAUCAUUUCCCAGAAUUCACGGCCCAGACGCUAGAGGAACUAUACCAAAUUGGCUUCAGGGGCAUUACACAGGUAACCCCCGAAGGCUUCAUGCCUCUCGUCAUCCCACGGCCAAGAUAUUAUUCUACCGGGUCGGAACAUAACGAGAAGUGGAAAGGGAUGGAGCGAAUAGCCUGGCUGGUUUCAAAAGGUGCCGAUCCAUACCAAGAACUACCCGGAACCAGUGCAACUGUAACGCAUCAUCUCGGGUUGACGAUCGUCGACUAUUGUUUGGACGCGCUUCCCGGUCGCAGAGAGGUCAAAUUAGAGAACCAGAAGCAUUACCGAGCUUGGAAACGGAUGGUUUCGGAGUUUGGAAAGGAAUUCUUUCUCCUUCCUUUGGUUCGAGAUAGAUGUGUCUGCGCGUGCUCCCCCGAUGGGUGUACUACAAUGUCGGUAACGCUACGACAUAUUAUCGAUUACAUUCCGGCCUAUAGGAUUCACGAACCAGAAUUCUGGUACCGAGAGUUGAUACAAUUCUUACUUUGUUGGACUAGAGGGGAUACAGGAAUUGGCUGGAAGGUUAUCAGAUUCCUGACCUUUGAUGCAUUGGGUCUGAAACAUUCAUGCUGCAUUAACACCCCCACGUACCCUUUCGAUUUCAGUUUCAGACUGAAAAGCAGAGAAGAGGAAGAGGUUGAAGAGAUACUCGACGAACAGAAAUUGGGAUUAAUUGAACUCGAAAAAAUUCUCGAUGAACUCAAAAUCAAGUUUGACGAGCUUGGUCAACCCGUGAUAGAAUUUUUGGAAGGAUACUGGCACACUCGCAUGAUUGAAUUUCUCUCCCAACGCGAUCCCUACGACGAGGACCAUGUCAUUGAAUCAAGACGAAUGGGUGUUGCUCUAGAACCGGAUGAGUGUGUUGUUCCUGAUAGGGUAUCUCUGCUUAUUGGCUCAAAGAUCAUGUAUGAAAUCAGUACAUAG
Messenger RNA from Penicillium expansum, 1710 nucleotides. RefSeq lists its product as uncharacterized. The record is from RefSeq and is a predicted model, not a curated record. NCBI's taxonomy places the organism in Eukaryota, Fungi, Ascomycota, Eurotiomycetes, Eurotiales, Aspergillaceae. The transcript is spliced from 2 exons. The coding region runs from base 1 to 1710 and encodes 569 amino acids.